Molecule: messenger RNA, 879 nt
Organism: Neocloeon triangulifer
Lineage: Eukaryota; Metazoa; Arthropoda; Insecta; Ephemeroptera; Baetidae
Product: rRNA-processing protein UTP23 homolog
Exons: 5
Coding region: 75-839 (254 amino acids)
Cellular component (GO): nucleolus; small-subunit processome
Molecular function (GO): small ribosomal subunit rRNA binding
Source: RefSeq, a predicted model, not a curated record
GAAUUUUGUAUUUGUAAACAAAACCACGCGAGAGUAGGAAUAGGAAGGAAGCGUAACAAAAUUAAUUUGUUAAAAUGAAAAUUACACGUGCAAAAAGAGCUCACAAAACGCUCAGUUUUUACUCAAAUAAUUUUGGGUUUCGACAGCCGUACCAAGUGUUAAUCGACGGAACAAUGUGCUUCUUUGCUUUGAAGAACAAAAUCAACCUACAGGAGCAGCUGCCAAAAUAUUUUGCAUCUGAAGUGAAACUGCUGACAACUCAAUGUGUUAUCAUUGAGACUGAAAAGCUAGGACCUUCUUUAUAUGGAGCAAUGUUGAUUGCAAAACAGUUUCCUCUUCACAGAUGCGGACACGAAGGAAACCCUCAGUCAGGGUCAACGUGUCUCUUAUCGAUGAUUGGUAAAAUUAAUAAAAACAGAUAUAUAGUUGGCACACAGGACAGAGAUUUGCAAGAAAAACUAAGGCUUGUUCCUGGUGCCCCUAUUUUAUACAUUCACCAAAAGGCCCCAACUUUGGAAGCUCCAUCGGCCGCGAGUUUGAAAAGAUCUGACAAAGUUAGCCAAGCCAAAUUCCUUCCUGAAAAACAAUCUGGAGAGAAUGUGGAUGAAAUCAAACGCAGAAUUUUUGGUGCGUCCAAGGAGGAGGAGAAACCCGUGUUUCGUAAAAAGAAAAUUAAAGGACCCAAUCCUCUGUCUUGCAAGAAAAAGAAGAAGCAAAAUAGCAGUGUCAAAAACUUGCCAGUUAUUGAAGGAAAAGUGAAGAAGAACAGAACGAGGAAAAGAGUGAAAGUAGCCUCUCAUAUCAAAGAACACAUCAAGUCUAAGGUUGGAGAUUCAUGAAAACUUCUCACAUUUGUAUAUAAAUAAUUUUAUUCCGUAA